Cloeon dipterum is the source of this 2175-nucleotide messenger RNA. Its product is annotated as homeobox protein engrailed-2-A-like. The coding region runs from base 409 to 1542 and encodes 377 amino acids. The transcript has 3 exons. Gene Ontology annotation, cellular component: nucleus. Gene Ontology annotation, biological process: regulation of transcription by RNA polymerase II; neuron differentiation; multicellular organism development. Lineage: Eukaryota; Metazoa; Arthropoda; Insecta; Ephemeroptera; Baetidae. The record is from RefSeq and is a predicted model, not a curated record. Gene Ontology annotation, molecular function: RNA polymerase II cis-regulatory region sequence-specific DNA binding; DNA-binding transcription factor activity, RNA polymerase II-specific.
CGAGAUGAUGAUAAACUGAUCUCAUCCUUGGUGGCGGCAACUACACGAAUAAAUCUGCUCCGCCGCGGCGCCGACAGCGCCGAAACACGAGCACCACCAUCGACGCCGAGGCGCUGAAAACGCACCCCCGCCGUCGGGCCAGGCACGGACUGCACCACUCGCCCGGCGAUCAGGUACGGACGGAGCCCCCAGCCGCGGGCGACGAGGCCCCCCACCCUCGACGGUCCAACCCCACCCCCCCAGACGAGGCCGGUCGCGAUCUCCCCUACCGCGCGGUGCAAGUGCGGCCGGAAAAUCAUGCAGAUGAAAUAAGUGCGCGAUAAGGAGCUGAAUAUUGAUGAAUUAAUCGCUUAAUGAGGCGUCAUGCCAGCCUCCGAACAGUGAGAUCAGCCAGAAGUUGAUGGAGACAUGGCCGCAAUUGCGUCGCUUCUUCACCACCACCAACAACUCUUGCUGCGUGCCGCUUCCGCCGCUGCCCUCAUCAACAACUCGCCGCCGUCGACGGUGCCCCUGCACCCGCACCACCAUCCACAGCAGCAGCAGCACCAUCACCACCACCAGUCAGUGACCUUUGACACGAGCAGCUGCAGCAGCGGCGCCGGCAGCGACAUGUGCAGCCCGGCACCGUCGUCAUCGGGCUCAGCCAGCCUGGCGCCGCCGGCCUCCGUGCUGUCCGAGGAGGCCGCUUCGGACGACGACGAAGUGCUCAGCGUCGGCAGCGAGACGCCGCCGUCGCUGACGGACAGUCCGGCCCUGAGCGUGUCACCGGGCGCCGACUUCGCCACCGUGCGCAACCACAUGCUGAUGGAGCACGAGGCCGCCCUCCGCAGCGGCCUCAAGUUCAGCAUCGACAACAUCCUGCGACCCGAGUUCGGCCGCCUCCUGCCCGCCGCCGCCGCUGCAGCCGCUGCGGCCGCCGCCGCCCCCGGUGCCAAGAAAUGUGAUAAAGCGAAGAAGAAGAGCAAAGACUUGAUGCGAAUGUUACCCCCCGCGAAGGGCCCUGCCGACGCCCCGGCCCCCGCCACUCCCUCUCAGCCGAUCAACCUGUCGGCCAAAGACAAUUCAUCCUCCGCGAGUCCGUCGCCGAGUGCGGCGCCGCCACCCAGUACCAACUCCUCCGGCCAGCCCAUGCUUUGGCCCGCGUGGGUCUACUGCACCAGAUACUCGGACCGACCCUCCUCAGGUCCCAGGUCGCGGAAACUGAAACGCAAAGAAAAGAAGCCCGAGGAUAAGAGACCCCGCACCGCCUUCACCAGCGAACAGCUUUCCAGGCUAAAGAGGGAAUUUCAGGAGAACAGGUACUUGACUGAACGACGGCGGCAGCAACUGGCCUCUGAACUGAAGCUGAACGAGUCGCAAAUAAAAAUCUGGUUCCAAAACAAACGUGCCAAAAUCAAGAAGGCGUCGGGCCAGAAAAACCCGCUGGCCCUGCAGCUGAUGGCGCAGGGUCUGUACAACCACAGUACCAUUCCGUCAGGGGCGGACAGCGACGGCGAGAUUGCCGAGGGACCGUCCUCCCCCUCGUCGGCCAACGGCGACUAAUCAAUCGUGUCGAUUGAUUGCGAGUGAAAAAAGAGAAAUUCUGAUCGAGCAAAGUGACUCUGGGAAAAAUGCCGGGCGACAAUUUAUUUAUUUAUUUGGUUUGCGCGAUUGAUUAACUCUGGUUGACGUGCAAGUCACGCUGCUGUGAGACUCGCCGAGUGAACUAACGCAGCAGCAGCAACAACUGUGCAUUUCCUAUUUCCUAUUAAAAUAAAUAGACCUCCAUAACGUGUAUUCCUCUCCCGAACAUUGCCACAGCAGUCGUUAAAUAGAUGUUGAGAUUUAUUGAUACGAAAAAGCAACGUACUGUGUCUCUAGAGAAUAAAGGCGCCGCGCGGAGAGAAAUCCAACUUGUGCAACGUGUAAAUUACUCUAUAUACAUACAUAAAUAUGAUACUUGUCGUGAAUAUCAGGUAAAUUGUAUUAUGCAAAUACUGGAGCAGCGCGGCGGCGCAUACGUGAGUUGUGUUGUACUUACUAUUGUAUAAUAUCUACGCGAGAAUUAUUAAAAUAUUAUAUAUACCACCAGCAGAGAGACUAUGCUAAUUGUGUCGCAGCGAAUGAUGCAAAUUAGUAAAUAGGCAAAGCAAUUUAAUAUUCAAUAAAUGCUGAUGAGUGUCAAAACGAUGAAAA